This is a messenger RNA of Gekko japonicus, 2394 nucleotides long. RefSeq names its product pentraxin 3 (gene PTX3). The coding region runs from base 117 to 1397 and encodes 426 amino acids. Gene Ontology annotation, biological process: innate immune response. NCBI's taxonomy places the organism in Eukaryota, Metazoa, Chordata, Lepidosauria, Squamata, Gekkonidae. Gene Ontology annotation, molecular function: complement component C1q complex binding. The record is from RefSeq and is a predicted model, not a curated record. The transcript has 3 exons.
GGCUUCUGCACCUCCGUCUUACAGAAUCAUCUCUGCUUGGGACUCACUGGAGACCUUUCAGUCGAGGAGAGGCUGAAACUUCCAAGGAAACUGCUUGUGACUCCCACUCAAAAGAAAUGUUUCCCUUUCUGUUUAUUUUUCUCUCUCUCUGGUCUUUCUCAUCUACCCAGAAUGAAGAUGACUACGAAGACUUCUUUGACCUAAAUUUUGACAAUGAAAUAGAAAUCCCUCCAACAGAAGAAACUGUGUCCUGCGAUUGUCAACGAGAGCACACGGAAUGGGACAAGCUCUUCAUCAUGCUCGAGAACUCGCAGAUGAAAGAGAACAUGCUGCUCCACUCCCUGGAUGAAAUCCUCAAGGUGGAGCUGCAGAGACUGAGGGGUGAAAUGCUCCAGCUUGUGGAGAACUUUUCUAGCCAUUGCAUCACAGCCAGUGAGCAAGCCACCUCCUGGAUUUCAAGCCAACUGGACCAGAUGCUGGAAAGGAAGAACCAGGAAGCUGAGGACCGGUCUGUGAUGCUCCAUGAAUCAGAGCAAGGCAAAGUCCUCCAAGAGAUUCUACAGCUGAGUCAAAACGUGUCCAGCCGACUCAGCCGUCUGGAGCACGCUUGGCGGAGGAAAGAAGAGCUGGAUAUUCAGCAGAGGGGCUUGCCGGAGAAAGACUACAUGACGAGAGGAGACAGUUUCGUUCUGAACUCACUCUGGCAAGAGCUGCAGGAAGCCAAAGCUGAACUAAAGGAAUCCCACAGAAAGAAAACGCAGAACUUACUGCCAAUCGGUUGUGAGACAGCUCUUUUAUUCCCGAUGCGUUCCAAAAAAAUAUUUGCAAGUGUUCAUCCAACAACUGAAAUGAUGCUCUCUUCCUUUUCUGCCUGCAUGUGGGUCAAAGUGACUGAAAUGCUUGACAAAACUAUUGUUUUCUCAUAUGGAACCAAGAGAAAUCCCUAUGAAAUCCAGCUUUACCUUAGCUAUGAUUCGGCAGUUCUUGCUGUGAGUAGUGACCUGAACAAAAUAGUUGCCCCAAAUGUCAUUACUUCGGGACAGUGGACACACUUUUGUGGCAUUUGGAAUUCAGCUAAUGGGGAUGCGUCAUUGUUUGUAAAUGGAAAGCUGGUGAAGGCCUCCUCAAAUAUAGCUGAGGGACACAUAAUUCCAAACGCUGGAAUUCUGCAAAUUGGCCAAGAAAAGAAUGGCUGCUGUGUUGGAGGUGGUUUCAAUGAAUCCUUAGCUUUCUCUGGAAAAAUAACUGGCUUUAACAUUUGGAACAGAGUCCUAAGUGAAAAAGAGAUAACAAGGCAGAGUGAAGAAGAAUCAUGCAACAUCCGUGGCAAUGUAGUCGGUUGGGGGGUUACAGAGAUUCUGCCCCAUGGAGGAGCUCAGUAUGUUUUCACUUUUUGAACAAAUGCAAAAAUUAUCUUUCCAGACUAUUAUGAACAAAACAAGCACACAGUGUCUAACAAACCUGAAUAUCUACAAAUCUUAGGGCUGAUGUACACGAUAUGGCCUCUACCCAAGGGUUGCUCUAAAUUUCAUAGGUUUGUGAUGCAUGUGGGAAAUUGUCUGAUCUAUGAGGUGAACCAGGACAUAUCAUAAGCUGCCAUUCAACCACUGUUCACAAGGAAACUCCUAAACAAUACUCUAUAUGGCAAAAGUCUUCUUGGAGAAUGCAGCCGCUAGCAGCCACAGCUACCUUUCUACAGGUUCCUGAUGCCAGAAGGAGGAGAUGAAUGAAUAUGGGUGGAACAGUGUUGAAAGAUGUUUGGAAAGAAGCUUUCUGCAGAUGACAGUAGCAGCUGUCAGAACAAUGAACUGCUACAGUUGCCUGGACACUUCUCAGCAUAUAGAAACGUAUUCAUGGGCUCCUAGAUAAACCAACAUGAAGAAUCAACACCCCCUGGGAACAAUUUAAAAUGGCUUCCUUGUGGCAGCAGUAUUGUUGCGAGCUUUGGCUCUUACAUAUACCUCAUGAAGAGUCAGUACCUGCAGUUCUAAAUUGAGGUAUUAAUCCAAACACUGGCUCAGCAAAAAAAGGUGUUUUUGAACAUACUGAAAAAAUACAUUACAACAGUCAUUCUUAAUAUAGAGACUGCUGUUACUCUAAGCUGGUUCCAGAGCAUAUAGGUGCCACAUAGAUAGCAGAGUUCAGAUUUUUGUUCAAGAACUUUCAUCAAUCAAAUAACUAUAUAAAAAUGGCUAGAACUUUUAUCUGCAGAGCUAAUAUUACGCUAUUUUCUGGGGAAUCCCGUUUGUAGCUGUUAUAUUACUAAUGUGAAUUUUACAGAUGAACCUUAUAAGUGUCAUGAAGUAACAGGUGUUGGUUUUGUUCAUUGUUCCUGAUAUGCACACCUGAAUAAAACUAGUGCUUUGUCCAAGAUAUUAUUUAUAUUGGAGUCCA